AUGGUUUUCACAAGCACACAACAUCUCGGUUUUCUUACAGUAAUAACUCUUACUAUCGGCAUUUAUCGAUCAGAUAUUUUCCAGAGCAGUUUACGAAGACCGACAACCGAAAAACUUGAGCCAAGAUUAGAUCCGUACGAACAAACCCUCGAAGGCGUAAAAAGUCUCAAAGGAGAUCAACUUCAAAAAGAGCAAGAGCGAUUAGAGAAAAUUUCGAAAGUCACAAAUUUCGAAGAAUUCGGUGUUAGAGAAGAUCAAAACUGCAACGACUCGCCGCGAUUUUUCGAUUCUCCGCAGCCGAGGACCGCGAUCUCGUCCUUUCCGGGGUCGGGAAACACUUGGGCAAGGCAUUUGCUUCAUAUGGCUUCCGGUUACUGGACGGGGAAUAGAAGAGGCUCAAACCACCUGAAACAGUAUGGCUGGCAAGGCGAAGAUCGAGACUGCAAAGAUGGAACAACUAUCGCCCAGAAAACCCACAGACUCAGUAAGAACAAAGCCUGCAAAUUCGAAAGAGGCCUGGUGAUUGUUCGGAACCCAUUCGAAGCGAUUCUCGCGGCUUAUAAUCAUCACAAAGCUGGGAAAACUGGCGAGCCACCUUAUUCAGGAAAGAAGUCGAAAUAA
Oikopleura dioica is the source of this 621-nucleotide messenger RNA. NCBI's taxonomy places the organism in Eukaryota, Metazoa, Chordata, Appendicularia, Copelata, Oikopleuridae. The record is from the annotation of a GenBank genome assembly.